CGAUGAAUUGCGAAUACGAUUAUCUGUUCAAACUCGUCUUGAUAGGCGACUCCGGCGUCGGGAAGACAUCUCUAGUCAAGCGGUUCUCAAAAGAUAAUUUCAUGGCUUGCGAAGGGCCGACCAUCGGAGUCGACUUCGCAAUCAAGACAAUUGAAACGUCAGGCAAGACCUUAAAGCUGCAAGUAUGGGACACUGCGGGUCAAGAGCGAUUCCGUACAAUCACGCAGAGCUACUACAGAAGUGCGCAUGCUGUUGUGAUUGUCUAUGAUGUAACUAACCGUACAUCAUACGAACAUGUACCCUCCUGGCUUGAAGAGGUGGAAUAUCACAGUGGAAGGGAUGUCUCCAAGGCGUUGGUGGGUAACAAGGCCGACUGUAGAACAAACAGGAUUGUAUCAGCCGAAGAGGGUCAAAGUAUGGCAAGCAAGCAUUCCAUGACGUUCCUCGAAACGUCAGCCAAAACAGCUAGCAAUGUCGAAGAACUCUUUCUAGAAGUCGGAAAGUGUCUAUGUGCUAAGAUCGAGCAGGGAAAUGUGACGAACUCCUUCCUAGCAGGAAAAAGGAAAGACGGAUUUGUUGCAGUACUAGACACACAGAGAAUUGGUAUAAAAGGAACUGUUGCGACUGGAUGUUGUAGAGUCUAGACGUAGACUCUGUAGUCUAGAGAAGCAGUUUUACUGCAUACAUUCAAUGAUUGUACAUUUUAUAUCCAAAUAUUAUAAUAAAUUGCUGUGUUGUGGA
Molecule: messenger RNA, 741 nt
Organism: Corticium candelabrum
Lineage: Eukaryota; Metazoa; Porifera; Homoscleromorpha; Homosclerophorida; Plakinidae
Exons: 2
Coding region: 3-644 (213 amino acids)
Biological process (GO): vesicle-mediated transport
Cellular component (GO): trans-Golgi network; Golgi cisterna
Molecular function (GO): GTP binding; GTPase activity
Source: RefSeq, a predicted model, not a curated record